Molecule: messenger RNA, 1599 nt
Organism: Thamnophis elegans (Western terrestrial garter snake)
Lineage: Eukaryota; Metazoa; Chordata; Lepidosauria; Squamata; Natricidae
Gene: CEP44
Product: centrosomal protein 44
Exons: 11
Coding region: 318-1466 (382 amino acids)
Cellular component (GO): spindle pole; centrosome
Source: RefSeq, a predicted model, not a curated record
GGCGAGCAUUUUUUUUAAAGGGGCUGGAAUAAAGGAGUAAGGAGUCUGCGGACCUGAAACAAAAGCUAGUUUUGGCUGCCCGCGGGAGCGCUUAAACUGCCGCUCAGCGUGGAGCCGAAAGCGCAGCCCGUCGCGCCAGGGAAAGGCGGGUCAAAGCCGCCUUUAGAUCGAAGCGGCCGGACUGAGUGCCAACGGGGAAAAUCUACCUUGCCUGGGCCCUUUCCAACGCUCUCUUUGGCCAGUCCUUCAGAAGUUCGCCACCUUCGCAUCCUAAGUACAAAUGCUACAUAUAUUAUAAUUAAAAGAAUAAUUAUACCAUGGCUACAGGAGACCUGAAAGGAAACUUGCAUAAGAUAGAACAAAAACUUCGAGUUAUAAAUUAUCCUAGUGAUGUGGAUUAUAUGGGGUUGGCAAAGGGUGAUCCAUCUGUAUUUUUACCAAUCAUUAGCUACUGUUUCACAUCAUUCUCAACAUAUAUUGCAGAGCUUGUAAUGGAAUCUGGGCUGGAACUUACAGCAAAGAAUGAUUCACGUUUUGUUGAUGCUAUGUAUAAGCUUCUUCGUGAUCAAUUUCAGUACAAACCAGUCCUGUCAAAACAGCAGUUCCUUCAAUAUGGCUUUGCAGAAAGAAAAAUACAGAUUGUUUGUGAUAUUAUUAGUUACAUUUAUAAAAGGCACAAAGAAUUCAGUAACAUGAAUAAGAUAAAAACCCAAACAGAAAAGAGAACCCAUUUGAUUAAAUCUCUAUCCCACACAAGUUUUUCUAAUCAGUCUGUUACUGUAGCUAACAGUACUAUGGAUUUGCAGCAGAAACCUCAAAUAGAACGUCAUAAAAGUGUGACUAACAAGCAUAUCCCUGAAGAUUUCAUCAGUGAAACACUGCAGGAAGUGAAAGAUUGUGUUGUAAAUAAGGUUGAAGUUUUGGACUGUGACACUGAUGUCUUGGAUAAUAUAGAUGUAAAGGUUGUAAAGCAGGACAAUGAAUUAGAAGACUUGAAAAGUCAACUUGCUGAACUGCAGCAAAAGUUUCAUUCAUUGAGCAGUGUGGAUGAAAAAUUACAGACUUUAGAGAAGAAACUGCAAGGGAAAAUUGUUAUAGAAGAGAAUGAGUGGAAUAAUCUUUUGAGCCGCGUCCUCCUCCUUGAAACACAAUUGUUGCUUCAUUCCAAAACAGCUGAUUUAUCUACAGAAUUAAACAAUGUGAGUGAAGAAGAUUAUUCUAGCAGAAACACAACUCCAUCUUCUUUUGAUAAAGAGAAAGUAGAAUUGCCAGACAGUCCUCAACAGUCAUCUGGAUAUAGUUCAUCUGUAUCAGCAGAUCCAUCUCCCAAAGCCCUGGCUAUUAAUGAUGAUGUUGUGUCAGAGGUUUCAAAGGAAACAGCAAUUCAAAAAAUGGAAAGAAUAAGCAAAAUGGUUGAGGAAACUUCAGAAUUGUUGAAGAUUUCACGUAACACCUCUUCAGAGUAAUCUACUCAACCAGAAAACUGAAACUGAUUAUGUGUGUCCAUGAACUUUUUUAGAACUAUUUGGAUCUUUUUUUGUUCUGUUUCGGAUUGAAAUUAUUUAAAUUCUUUCUUUUUCUAAAUAUAGAUUUUGUGUA